UUGCGCUUGUAGCGUCGCUUUGAUGGGGCUUGUUUAUUGUUUUCACUCGGGACUGUGGUACUCUCCAAACCAAGUUUGAGAUGAUACACGUUUUCAGCGAUUUGUACCAGAAGGGCUCAUCGUUGUCGGAGUCGCAGAAUCGCGGUUUUGGGGUAUGAAACUUCUCAGCGCAGCUGUGUUCACGCUUCGAGACAAGCUGAGUGUGUCUGGUGUGUCGAGUCCGGGCUCCGGUCACUGCCAGCGCCGUAUGUGUGGACUCUCUCGCUGACUUACUUUGACUGUUUUCUGAACCAGACUUUUCCACCUGAACUUGGUUGGCUGAGGAACUUCACAACCAGUUUUUGGUUAAUCCAGGCCCGUGUGGAGUUUGUCCCUCCCCUCCCCCCGGGCGAGGCGAAGGCAGUACGGGUGUGUGUGGUAUGUGUUAUCUUACAGCACUCCUCUGACUGUCCCCACAAACCGUACACUGCAAUGAGCUUGAGAGUGCAUAGUCACCAUGGCGACGUGGCCGGCCGUUUUAAUGAGGACGCCCCUCGCCCCCCUGUUCCAGGAGAGGAGGACAGUGAUGUGGUCCCCUGCUUCUCCAGACCGUACACUGCUAAAGGUGACGCUGUGCGGGGAGAAGGUGCGGCUGCCACCCCCCGUCGCUCUGACCUGGACCUGGGCUAUGAACCAGAGGGCAGUGCCUCGCCUCCACCAGCACACCUGCGGUGGGCGGAGUCUCUGCACUCGUUGCUAGACGAUGAGGAUGGCACUGCUCUUUUCCGCUCCUUCCUGCAGCAGGAGGCAAGUGCCGACCUGCUCGACUUCUGGUUCGCUUGCAGUGGCUUCCGGAAGCUUCCAGCAGCAGCCGGAUCAGACGGGCGGAGGCUCAAGCUCGCUAAAGCCAUCUACAGGAAGUACAUUGCAGACGGGGGCGGGGCUGGGGGCGGGAUUGUGGCGAAGAAGAUCAAGCCGGCGACCAAGGCCUUCAUUCGUGGAUGUGUGAGUCGGGCACAGCUGGACUUGGCGCUGUUCGAGCAGGCCCAGGUGGAGGUGCAGGCGAUGAUGGAGGACCACGCCUACCCACUCUUCCUCAAGUCCGAUGUCUACCUCAACUACGCCCACACGGGCGUAGAGAACAGCCCUAGGCCAGCCAUGCAGCUCCCCCCGUCGCCCGGUAACCGGGAGACACCACUGCCGGGGUACCUGCCCACACUGAUGGAGGAUAAGGAGUGGGCAGAUCCUAUGAAAGACCACACCCACUCUAGCGGGCUGACUCAGAGGCUGCUUAUGGAGACCGCCUCUCUCCGGAGCUCAGCCAAUUGGAAGGGGGCAAGGUCUGGGAUAAAGGAACUAGCUAACCCGUAUUAUGUGAACAGUGGCUUUUCUCGUGCACCGCUAACCAGCACCAAUGAUUCGGAGCUUCACAGCCUAUCCAGCGACGCUGACACCAUCUCUUUGACUGACAGCAGUGUUGAUGGCGUUCCUCAAAGUCAGAUUCAUAAGCAACUGCGCAGACACAUGCAGGAAAGUGUCCGAGCCAACGGCCACGUCCCUCUACCUCACAUACCUCGGACCCACCGUAUGCCAAAGGACAUCCACGUGGAGCCGCAGAAAUUUGCAGCUGAGCUGAUCAGCCGUCUGGAGCUUGUCCAGCGGGAGAGAGAGAAUCUCAGACGCCUGGAAGAACAGCUCCACAGAGUCCGCAUGGAAGAAGAGUGUGAUGUUGCAGAUGUGUCCAUGGCAACCUCAUUAUCCUCCUCCACUAAGACUGGCCAGGUCCAUGUCCGUCACCGUGAUACCCUACAUGCUGUCAGCCAAUGGCGUGAUGCUCAUGAUGACAACCCUGAGAGUAUCCUCGACGACCACGUUCAGAGGGUCAUGAAGACGCCGGGGUGCCAGUCACCCAGAAACCCUGCCCACACUUAUACUCAGAAACAUCUACACCAUACACACAUGGAAACGGAGACACGGACCACUUAUGCCUGCAAUGGAGACUUCCAUUACUAUGGAAACCGAGGGCAUUGUUAUAGUGAUGGUUUAAGCAUGAUGGACGGGACCAUUCAGAGCGAGGAGCUGCCGUACAGUAGUCAGCUUAACUCAUUGUCCAGACGGAAUGGGCACGGUAAGAGUGAUGAUGGGUGUGACAUUGAUGGACGUGGUCUGGAUGGGCGGGGUUUGGAUCUUCCUGAGGAGGCGGACCAAAAACAGAAGAUCCUUCAGUGGAUGCUGGAGGGAGAGAGAGAGAGCACACGCCACAGGAAGAGCGCUUCCGGCAUUCGUCCGGGGUGGGCAAGUGGGAGUGAUCAAUAUGACCCAAGCUCUGCCCCCAGCCAAUCAGAGGAGACGAGGUGGAGGAUGGAGGAAGAGAAGCGCAGAUCCACUCCACAUCAUAGCAAACAGAGGCUGAAGUCCAGUAACAGGCGGAGGGCCGUGUGUGACAUCAUCACCGUGGCAUACUACUUCUGUGGAGAGCCCAUUCCAUACCGUACGUCUGUGAAGGGUCGGGUCGUGACCCUCGGCCAGUUCAAAGAGCUCCUGACUAAGAAAGAGGCUUACAGGUUUUACUUUAAGAAGGUGAGUGAUGAGUUCGACUGUGGUGUGGUGUAUGAGGAGGUGCAUGAGGAUGACGCUGUGCUGCCCAUCUUCGAGGAGAGGAUCAUUGGGAAGGUGGAACGCAUCGACUGAGUGCACGCAAGCCUCUCGCCCCCCGCCCCCCGUGCGUGCUCCCCAUGCACGCUCCUCAUGUACGCUUCUUGUGCACGCUCCCCGUGUACGCCCCAGCAGCUGUGUCUCAGGGCAGGAAGAGCACUCAGAGUAUUCAUAUUGUUUAUACAGCAGUACAAAGCCAGGUGUGUGUGGUUCUGUUUUUAUCAUUUUUAAAUAAAGGUGCUGCUAUGUAAAUGCUGGCUUUCUAUAGUGGGUUUGUAUUGUGUUUUGGUUUGUUUUGGGUGGUGGACAAUGUUAUACGAUAUUUGUUUUAAAAUGAAACUCUCAGUGCUGGUUAUCCUGUGUGAGUGGGUGGUGGAGUCCAUUCAGCCUUAAAUGCUCCACUGUCUCCAUCCUGGAUGGUCUGCAGAUUGAGACCAGCUGAUGGAGACCCCAUGUUCCUUCCUCCUGCUUGUCUGAUGCCUGUAAACCAGGUCUAUAAUUGUACUGUAAACAUGAACAUGUAAACAUCACCAUGUCCUCAGUUGGAUUCUUGUUGUUGUGCUGAGCCAAAAUUUCGUGUUAAAAGAAGCAUUCUAUAAUGUUACCACCAUGACCUAGUCGAACAGCUACAACCAGAGGUGUGUAUGUGUGUCUGUACGUGCGCGUAUGUUAUGCACAUGUUUGUGUGCAUAUGUGUGCAUGUAAAUCCAGUGCAUGCGCGUGUUCGUGUGCGUGUGUGCAUGCAGAGGUCAGGUAUAACUUUCUGUAAGGCUUUAUUGUCAUAUUAUGCAUUUCUUUUAAGUGUCACUCAACUGUGAAUACUAAAAUAUAGUCUAUGGGACUAAUAUCCAGUACACACUACCUUAAGACACACUACAGGGAAAGUGCAGACUUUUGCCUGUAGCCAGUGUGUAUAUGUCAGGAAAUGUAAAGGUUAAAGCAGAAUAUUCAUGCAUUAAUUACAACAACUACAAAUCCAAACAGAACCACAUGAACCAAUCAGAGAUGCCUUCAGAGAGUCAUCUCUGACACAGUCUUGACCCUGUGUCUGUGGCUACAUCAGGGGUCAAAAGUCCAUUAGCUCACUAGUCAUUGAGCGUGUGAGAAGCAGGAACACAGAAGGUCAUCUCUGGCCACAGUGAGUUCAGAACAGGGAGAUCUGGGGUUACUGUAAAAUAUAUGACUAACUUUUUCUUAUUUAAAUAAAUGCUGUAAAUACAUAUUUUAGUGCAUCUGAAUGUUAACUUUUACACUCUUCUCCUUGACAGCUCCGUCUCUGUGUCAGGGGACACUAAAUAAAAUAAACAAUCACCAAAACUUGGUGAGAAAAGA
Messenger RNA from Electrophorus electricus (electric eel), 3966 nucleotides. Its product is annotated as axin-1-like. Gene Ontology annotation, cellular component: plasma membrane; beta-catenin destruction complex; nucleus. Gene Ontology annotation, biological process: cell development; negative regulation of canonical Wnt signaling pathway; positive regulation of protein kinase activity. Lineage: Eukaryota; Metazoa; Chordata; Actinopteri; Gymnotiformes; Gymnotidae. The record is from RefSeq and is a predicted model, not a curated record. Gene Ontology annotation, molecular function: protein kinase binding; beta-catenin binding; molecular adaptor activity.